AUGGGAAGAGCAACGUCAUUGACAGACGAGGAGAAGACAGAACCAGAUGUCAUUGCAGCCGUUGAUGACAAUAAGCAGGUCAACACCCUUCCCAAACUCCGGAAGGAGAUAUCGAUACAAGAUCAAUCAAGUCGGAUGCCUCUAAGAAAGAUAUUGAUCGUUUAUGCUGGAAUAGGCACGGCUUUGGUGGUCUCUUUCAUGGAUCAAACGGCGGUGUCAACGGCAGCUCCUAAUAUCGGUAUCGACUUGAACGGUUCAGCUAGUAUAGCUUGGCUCGGUACCUCGUUUUUUGUGGCUAACUGCGCCUUCCAGCUCGUAUAUGGUCGUCUUUCAGACAUUUUUGGACGUAAGAAUAUGCUUCAACUAGCCUUGGUUCUUCUGGCAGUCGGUAAUCUCAUGUGUUCUUUCGCGUCGUCACCGAUCCAGCUCUAUACUUUCCGAGCGAUAAGUGGUAUAGGAGGUGGAGGCAUAAAUAACAUCGCCAUGGUCAUCGUCUCAGACAUCGUUCCACUCAAAGAAAGAGGAAAGUACCAAGGGCUUAUAUCAGCGUCAACAUCGUUAGGAAGCGCUAUUGGACCGUUCUUGGGAGGUGGUCUGGCGGGGGCAAACAACUGGCGAUGGCUUUUCCGUAUAACUACCAUAUGCGGGGUUCUCACCAUGGUGCUUAUCCAUUUCAUCAUUCCACUUAAACCCGUUUUCGGUUCGAUGCGCAAGAAACUACUACAAGUCGACUACUUCGGCGUAUUUCUGUCUUCAGCGUCUAUCAUCUUCCUCUUAGUACCCAUUUCUGGAGGCGGAUCAACCUUCGCCUGGUCAAACCCUACGGUAAUAGCCUUACUAGUCUGCGGAGGCCUUUGCGCCGUUCUUUUCGUGCUGGUUGAGUGGAAAUUGGCCAAAUUACCGAUUCUGCCCUUGCGUCUUUUCCGCAUGCGAACCCCAACAAUCGUUAAUAUCCAGUCAUUCUUCAUUGGCAUGAUCUACUUUGGAAAUAUCUUCUAUAUUCCUAUGUUUCUCCAAUAUGUGAAAGGGUACUCCCCUCUGCUAUCUGGAGCAUUUGUGCUUGUUUACACCCUUCCCCAAGCUGGAUGGGGUAUAGGGGCUGGCUUGUAUAUCUCGAAAACUAAUCAUUACAAGCGUAUCAUCGUUCUCGGCGCGGCUAUAUGGACGCUUGCUCUAGGUCUCCAAUUGCUGUGGAAGCCGGAUUCCUCGCUUGGAUUGAUCUUGGGGAUCUUAGAAAUUGGUUCUGUAGGUGUCGGCUUCAGUCUGCAGACAACUGUUGUAGCAGCACUUGCAACGUCACCACCCAAAGACAGAGCGGUGAUCACAGCAUCGCGUAAUUUCUUUCGGUCAAUGGGCGGGUCUUUUGGCUUGGCAUGCGCGAGCGCGAUUUAUCAGGCCGUCAUCAAAAACCAUUUCGCCAGAAUUGACGCCCUGACCGAAUCCCAACAGUCGAGGUUGCUGGACUCUGGCUUAUCCCACUUGCCGCCUUUACCUGCACCGGUCCUCAUCGAAGUGAGGGAUGCCUAUAGUGAUGCAUUGAGGAUGGUGUUUGCUGCCUUCACGGCGUUUUCAGGCGUGGCAUUGUUCUUGAGUUUGUUGAUCCAGGAAGUCGAAUUCAUGAAAGAUCAGCCUCAGGUUGAGGAACGAACAAGUAUUGGACGUCUGGCGACCAAUGAGCGUGAAAGAUUUUCGGGGACGAAUGCAGAAGCUGACAAGAGAUUACCGGAAACACCCACACAGCUCACAGCAGCACCAUGGAACCAAAGCUCUGUGUCUAAUGUUAGCACGGAAGUCGACUCUGUCCUUAUGACAGCGGGUCAAAGUGAAGAAACAUUUUCAGACGCAAAAAAGCGUGAAUCCCAUCAUGAGAUAGUAGAGAAAGUAACAUAA
Molecule: messenger RNA, 1890 nt
Organism: Kwoniella shivajii
Lineage: Eukaryota; Fungi; Basidiomycota; Tremellomycetes; Tremellales; Cryptococcaceae
Exons: 11
Coding region: 1-1890 (629 amino acids)
Biological process (GO): transmembrane transport
Cellular component (GO): plasma membrane
Molecular function (GO): transmembrane transporter activity
Source: RefSeq, a predicted model, not a curated record